ACUGUUAGCAUCAUCUACUACUAUGAGUUGUGAGCAAAAUCUAAAUCAUACAAUUUAUCAAUGGCGUAUUUUGGUGAAUGGAUGGUACACUGAACAAAGUCAGAAAGUAAGCCAAAUAAAUACUGCCAAUGCCAACAAGAAGAAAAACAAACAAACUACUGGAAGGAAAAGUUAUGCGAGGCUGAGGAAAGAAAUGGAAAUACAAAAUGGAAAGGUUCCUGAUCGACUUACAUUUUAUGAAAAGACUCAUAAGAAGAAGGACGGCACAUAUGUUGAUGAUAAUAGUAAAGAGCUAAUGGAUAAAGCUAAGCAGCUGCAGGCAGAACGCAGUGAAGGUUCUAGUACGAAUUUAGCUAAAGUGAAUGAAGAUAUCUUUCAAGAGCUAAUGGGUCCAGAGCAUAAUGGGAGAGUACGUGGUUUGGGCUCUGGAGUCACUCCUACAAGGUAUUUUGGAUCGACUAGCUAUGAUAUUGGAGGAAGAUGCCAUAACACUACAAAUGUAUGUCAGUCAGAAGAGGUUAAAGAUCUUAAGGAACAACUACAUAGUAUGUCUAAAACCGUGGAUGCUUUAAAAGCGUUUAUCAAUAAGCAAUUUCCAGGACAAUGGACAUCUACAGGAGUUGAUAAUCAUCAGGAUGGUCAUUCUUCAAGUUAGUCAGUUUGGAAUUCAACUCAGUUUAGCAACAUUCAACAGGCACACCAUUAGCAACAUUCAGCAGGCAUACCAUUGUUUGCAGUGCGAUUAUCUAGGACAAUUUUUGUU
Molecule: messenger RNA, 763 nt
Organism: Mercurialis annua (annual mercury)
Lineage: Eukaryota; Viridiplantae; Streptophyta; Magnoliopsida; Malpighiales; Euphorbiaceae
Exons: 5
Coding region: 23-655 (210 amino acids)
Source: RefSeq, a predicted model, not a curated record